CCAAACACCCCCGCAUCUGAAGCCGAGAUCAAUAGAGAGGAUGAUCUAGUUUUGCAAGCAAAAUGCUUCUAUUUCUCACGUUAUGUUGCAAUACAUACUAAUGCUCAUUGUGUUGUUCUCCUGUAGAAAACAGAAGCUCACGACGCCGCUUAAUUUCGCGGCAUAUAAGUCCUGGAGUGCAUCGAAUACGCAAGAAGAGCCACCAUACUUGAAAGAAAGCAGUGCAGAUGGGUUGCCUCAACGGGGUAUAUCUGCGCCGGCCACCGAGUCAUCUCUGUCUAGACCAAAUGCCCUUGAUAGCCAUGCUCCAUCAUACGUACCGGAACCUACUUAUCCAUCUUCUUUUGCGCAUAUUGUUGAACUCAUUACCACGGGGCAACCGAUACCUGGAAUUCAGCAAAUACCGAACACCGUACUAACAGGCCAUGACAUCUCAAGUGCAAAACCGAGGAGACUAAAGCCGUGGGAAAAGGAAUGUGACGAUGCAGACAGAUUGUUGGGGAAUGAUAUAUGAGGGAUGUGAAUUACCAUGAUUGUCAGUGGAGAUGGAGCUUUGAAUAGGUAAGGACUUGGAGAAAUUGUGCCUAUGGUAGAGCACCGACGAAAAUAGUUCCAAGAAAAAUACUAUGCGCCCUCUUGCCCAGAUCAUUCUGGAAGUUAUUUCAGACAAAAGCGUACUAUUAC
Aspergillus wentii DTO 134E9 is the source of this 684-nucleotide messenger RNA. RefSeq names its product DUF5572 domain-containing protein. Bases 101 to 514 code for a protein of 137 amino acids. The transcript is spliced from 2 exons. The record is from RefSeq and is a predicted model, not a curated record. Lineage: Eukaryota; Fungi; Ascomycota; Eurotiomycetes; Eurotiales; Aspergillaceae.